Molecule: messenger RNA, 1718 nt
Organism: Quercus robur (English oak)
Lineage: Eukaryota; Viridiplantae; Streptophyta; Magnoliopsida; Fagales; Fagaceae
Exons: 8
Coding region: 106-1626 (506 amino acids)
Biological process (GO): amino acid transmembrane transport
Source: RefSeq, a predicted model, not a curated record
GGACUAAACUAAACAUAGAAAUCACUUCCAAGAUAUUUGGGUGCCUGAAAGGCUGAAACUUAAGCUACAUUCAUUUCUUCCUCUCUCUCUCUCUCUCUCUCCAUCAUGGAUUCACAGUGCAUGCCUUCAUCUCCCUCUCUACAUCCCAAAAUCCACAGAAAUGCAAAAUUAAAUCCAUCAUGGGAAGCAAUUCAUCUAAGGAAAAGAACAAUUUGCUUCAAAUCCAGGAUCAGUUACUACACUUGCUUCUGCCUCCAUAAGCAAGAGCAAAAUUCAUCCUUUACUAGGAAACCUAAUGCUAGAAAGGCAAAGAAAUAUUUCUCACAAUUGAGGGAAGAGCCUAGCAAGGUAGCUAAGAAGAAGGGAACUAUUGCUGGCGCUGUUGCUCUCAUUAUAGGAACUAGUAUUGGUUCAGGGAUACUUGCACUCCCAAAGAAAGCUUCCCCUGCAGGACUGGUUCCAAGUUCAAUAACAAUGAUAAUAUGUUGGGCAUUUCUUCUAAUUGAAGCACUUUUACUUGUUGAAGUCAAUGUGGCUCUACGGAAGAAGAAAAGAAAAAAUGAGGAAGAGGAUGAACUGGAGGUCAUUUCUAUUAGGACCAUGGCCCAAGAAACCCUAGGAGAGUGGGGUGGAACUCUAGCCACUGUGACCUAUGUAUUCUUGGGCUACACUUCCAUGAUUGCCUAUAGUUCCAAGUCCGGCGAUAUCAUUUUCCAUUUGAUCAAUCUUCCGGCCUCAAUUUCAGGCAUUUUCUUCACUUCGGUCUUCACCAUGCUCAUCUCCAUUGGUGGGACUCGUGCCACUGAUCAAGCCAACCAGUGGCUCACUACUUCCAUGAUAGGUCUACUUUUAGCAAUUGAGGUGUUAGCAGUUGUCUCUGGAGGGUGGGCUGGAUUGGGGGGAAGUGGUGACUGGGGAAAAGUUCCAGCUACAAUUCCUGUCAUUAUUUUUUCCUUGGUAUAUCAUGAUCUUGCACCUGUUCUUUGUGCUUAUUUGGGUGGUGAUCUUACACGCAUAAGGACUUCAGUCUUGCUUGGUAGUCUUGUUCCAUUGCUGGCAUUGCUUGUUUGGGAUGCAGUAGCACUUGGCCUCUCAGCACAGUCCGACCAAGUUGUUGACCCUGUUGAAUUGCUCAUGAGGGUGAAAUGGAGUGGUGUUUCAAUUAUGGUUGAGGCCUUCUCUCUCUUGGCGGUUGGGACAUCACUAAUUGGCACACUCUUGAGCUUCUUCGAGUUUUUUAAGGAGCAACUUAAUAACUUCACAUGGCAAUUUCCCUCAACACAACUACCACAACAGGGAAACAAGCUUUUUGGACUGAGAAAAUGGUGGGGAAGGAAUAAAAGCUUCACAGCAAUGACAAUGGCUGUCACUCCAGCUCUUUUUGUGUCAUCUACUGUUCCAGAUGCAUUCUCAUCUGCUACUGACAUUGCUGGGGGCUACUGUAUGACAAUUCUUUUUGGAGUUCUUCCACCGGCAAUGGCGUGGGCAAUGCUUAACAGAGAAGCUGAGGAUCCUAAACAAAAGGCAUUUUCAAAAGCUAGACCUUUACUCCUAGGAGUAGGACUAUUUGCAUGUUGCAUAGUGAUAGAGCAAAUCUUGCAGGAUAUCCUAUUAUUUGGCUCCUAGUGAGAUCAACUUCUGGAAACAUGAUGCAAACAAAUUCUUCUAAAGCACCUGCAAUUCUGCUUCUUCAAGAAUAAAAUAUCAAAUUCCUUGCA